GUAGGGGAGGCGGGAGCAGCCAUGAGGCGCGUUCUUCCUACCGCGGCGUCCUCCGCCAGCGGCAGCGGGAUCGGCGGGACGGCCGUGGAAAGCGGACUCGCCGGUCUUCGCGGACGAGCUUGGUGGGCGGGCAGCGGUGCCGGGAGGGUUUGUUUGUACCUUGUCACUCCCCCCCUCCGGUGAGGGUGGUAGCGCCCACAGUACGCGCCGCGCGGGGCGCCGCCGCCGCUUCUAUAAGCGCGGCCGCGGGGCGGGCUCGGGGCUGGCUGCGCCGCUGCUCCCGCCCGAUCGCUGCCGCUCCCGCUCCGUCCCGCCGGGAGCAUGUACCAGAGCUCCGCGCGCUGCCUCUGCUCGGCCCUUCCCGCCCUCUGCUGCGCCCCCGCCGCCGCCUCGGCCUCCCGCCUGCCGCUGCCGCGGCCCUGCUCCCACCCGCCAGGCCCCGGCCCCGCCGCGCCGCAGGCAGCAGCGGGCCCGCCCGCCCCGGGGGCGCCGCCCCGCACAGUGUGUUCCAUGGGAAACAGCACAAGCCGGCUCUACAGCGUACUUGCCAAGACGCUGAGCAGUGGUGCUGUGUCCCAGCACCAGAACUGCCUGGAGCAGCUGGACUCAGCACAGCUGGAUCCUAUAGACCCCAAGGAUUUGCUGGAGGAGUGUCAGAUUGUUCUGCAGAAGCGGCCACCCCGGUUUCAGAGGAACUUUGUGAACCUGAAGAAAAAUAUGGCCAGUAACCACCGCCCCAUCCGGGUCAUGCAGUGGAACAUCCUCGCCCAAGCUCUCGGGGAAGGCAAAGACAACUUUGUUCAGUGCCCCAUGGAAGCUCUGAAAUGGGAGGAGAGGAAGUGCCUUAUCCUGGAGGAGAUCCUUGCAUACAAGCCCGACAUCUUGUGCCUUCAGGAAGUCGACCACUACUUCGACACCUUUGAGCCGCUCCUCAGCCGCUUGGGCUACCAGUGCACUUUCUUCCCGAAGCCGUGGUCACCGUGCCUCGACGUGGAGCACAACAACGGCCCGGAUGGCUGCGCCAUGUUCUUCCUCAAGGAGCGCUUCGAGCUCGUCAGCAGUGCCAACAUCCGUCUGACCGCCAUGAAGCUGAAGACCAACCAGGUGGCCAUUGCUCAGACGCUGAAGUGCCACGAAACCGGGAGGCUCUUCUGCAUCGCCGUCACCCACCUGAAGGCCCGCACGGGCUGGGAGAGAUUCCGCUCUGCUCAGGGCUGUGACCUCCUCCAGAACCUGAAGAACAUCACCCAAGGAGCAAAGAUCCCCCUGAUUGUCUGCGGAGACUUCAAUGCAGAGCCGACCGAGGAGGUCUACAGGGAGUUUUCAAACUCUAGCCUCAACUUAAACAGUGCAUACAAGCUGCUGAGCCCCGAUGGACAGUCGGAGCCCCCCUACACCACCUGGAAGAUCCGGCCCUCUGGAGAGUGCCGGCACACGCUGGAUUACAUCUGGUAUUCCCAGCAUGCCUUGAAUGUGAACUCAGCCCUGGGCUUGCUGACUGAAGAGCAAAUUGGGCCCAACAGGCUGCCCUCAUUCAAUUACCCUUCCGAUCACCUGUCCCUUGUGUGUGACUUUAGCUUUAAUCAGGACCCUGACAGACUGCUGUAAUGUCUUAGAACACCACCUGGUAUUACAGUGUCUGAACUCUCCAGUCUUUUAUUUUAGAGAAAACCUUGGAAGCUAGAUGCUAUUGAAAGAUGAGGAAAUAGUGUUGACUGACCAUUAUUUUCAGGCACUUGUUUGGAGUUACACUUGCUGUUCAGCCCUCAUUGAUGUGCAGCCUUCAAGGGAGGAAGAAGGAAGCCAGUGUUCUUGUCAUGCUCUUCUCGCCGCGUCAGGAUUUGAAAACUAGAAGGCAAAUGGCUUUAUUCUUUCACUAAGCCCCCUGUUUUCAGGAUUUGAUCCUCUAAUGAAUGUGAGGGCCUUAGUAUUUAAAUCAAAACACUUGUGUUUGUAAAACAUCUUGCCCCGACAACAAUUUUAUUUCAUGUUAAGCUUUUGCAAGUACCAAAGGGAUGAGGUUCGACUACCGAGUGAGAUUAUCUUAAAUCUUUUUCUGUUGCAAUACAAAGGAAGUUUAAUGCAGUUUAGACAAAAAGCUAAACUUAUAAUAGUGUUCUCUUGUCAUUUUUCUAUGACCUGAGAUGAUAAAUUCAUUAGAAAUGUGAGGAAGGAUCCCUCCAGUAAGAGCAGGUGAGGAAAGAGAGGUUGACUAUGACCUAGAGUAAUACCCUCACUUCUCCAGAACAAAGUGCAUGUAUCUGUCACACGCAGACAGCCUGUAGGCUGUACAGUGACUGUACCUUCAUCUCUUCUGUGCUUCUCUCUGGAGGACACAGCUAACCAGGGACUAUUUCGUCCUCUACUUUGAGUAUUUCUUUUCUAAAUGGUUUAAAUUUGUAGUCUUGUCAAUCUUGCUGUUUCAGUAAAGGGCCAGUCUUAACAUUGAAAUAUUUUCUUUUAUUUAUCUUCAGAAUCUAAAGCUACACUGGAAGCUGUUUUAAGAUAAAAUUUAUUUAUUGAGAGAAGUUGGUGAUCCUGCAUCUGAUUGGAAAGCGUAGAGUGACAGUUUUCAGGAGCCUCUUCCUGUGACCCAGGGAAGCUCUGGCAAAGCAUCUGGGCUACAACAGAGGUGUGUUAGUUUAGUGUGUUAGUAUAGUAACUCCUUUGACUGCUCACAGCGACACAGAAAUUGCAUAUUUGGGUUGUAAACAUGCCAUUAUGCCAGGAAAUGGCAUAGGAAGAGAGUUGGGAAGGGGGACAACAGUUGGAGUUGUGCUGACAUUUAGACAGUUGAGGAAGAUACGGCAGGGCAAAUAAAGAAGUAUUUCUUUGUGGAGCAGGUACAUAGUAACUCUUAAAUGUUUAAUAAUAAAACUCUUAACUGUUUAAUAAUAAAAUUCUUUGGAAAAAAGUAA
Molecule: messenger RNA, 2918 nt
Organism: Passer montanus (Eurasian tree sparrow)
Lineage: Eukaryota; Metazoa; Chordata; Aves; Passeriformes; Passeridae
Gene: NOCT
Product: nocturnin
Exons: 3
Coding region: 322-1608 (428 amino acids)
Biological process (GO): circadian rhythm
Molecular function (GO): poly(A)-specific ribonuclease activity
Source: RefSeq, a predicted model, not a curated record